Peronospora matthiolae is the source of this 162-nucleotide messenger RNA. Lineage: Eukaryota; Oomycota; Peronosporomycetes; Peronosporales; Peronosporaceae. The record is from the annotation of a GenBank genome assembly.
AUGAGUAUGGAUUUUGUGUUCGGCCGACCGAAAGAUUCGGAAGGCAACACUAGUACUGUGGUCUUUGUUGACCGUCUGAGCAAGGUGGAUCAUUUAGCGGCUGUGCCGGACAAGAUUGAUGCUGAAGGCACAGCAACGCUGUUUAUCGAUCACUUGUUCUGA